AUGAUUUUUGAGCCGAGUUGUUACGUGUGCUCAACUUGUCGUCAAAGCUUCACGUCGGCGUGGCUCCUGAUCCAGCACGUGCAGCACGCACACGGUCUGAAUAUUUACGUGCAGGACGCCGGCGACCCCCGCCCGAGCCAAGCUGAAAAGCAACUCGAACAGCCGGGUGGGUUCGCGGCGCCGGACCGGGACGCCCUUGCUCCGCUCCACUUCCCGAGUGGCCUGUCGCAAGGCGUCCUCGCCGACCCGAACCACCCUUUUAACCUGAUGCGACUCCCAUUGAGCGAACGACAAUUCGGUCCGUUCCUGCCGACUGGAUUCCCGAAACCCCCGGAUCCGCGACCACCGACGCCGCUCAGCAACGGCGACUCGCAGGACUUUUACUCGCAGCGUCUGCGUCAGCUCGCGGGCGGCACAUCGCCGCCUCCAUCUCAGCAGCAGCAGCAUCAUGCACCGUCGCUGCCGCUGCCGCCGCCACCACCUCCGCCUCCGGCGCCUCAAACGCUUGCUCGCGCCCGCCCAGCCUCGAAUCCCGAUUGUAAGUCGCCCAAGUCGGGAAACGAGGAGCACUCGGAGUCGAAGCCGGUGUCUCCGAGUAGCAAGUCGUUGUAUAACGUGUCCUCUGGUUCCGGCGAAUCCCCCAAACCCGAAAGCUGCGACGUGUGCGACAAAGCCCUGCGGUCCAAGCAUCACUUGCUCCAGCAUCAAAAGACGCACGUGGAGCACGAAGACGGCAUGAAGUGCACCAUGUGUCCCUUCACGUGUCGACAGCCCGACCAUCUCCGCAACCACAUCACGCUCCACAUCCAAGUGCAGCAAGACGUCGUGCGGCGCCACGCGUCCGAAGACAACUCCAUGGACAGCGAGUUCACGGCCGACGACGGCGACGGCGACACCGAGACCAUCGACGACAACGACGACGACAAUGUGGAAAUCGACGACGACGGUCUCGACGACGACAUGGACGAAGACGACGACGAGGAAGACGACGAUGAACAGGACAACAACACCGAGGAAGAGAACGAGGAGAAGGCGGAAGACCUGAGUUGCAAGGCCGUCGGCGGCCCGUCGCCGUUCUCCAACUCGCCCGCCACGUUGGUCGGCGAAGUCAUGGACAAGUUCGGUCUGAGUCAAAUCGACCAGUACAGCGAGGCCUACAAGCAGGCGCUGAAGGAGUCCAGGAUCGGAGUGCCGCCCACGAGUCUGCUCCAGGGCAUCCUGUCGCCCACCAAUGCCCUCCUGAACCACCACCACCACCACCACCAAGAGCUGAGUCUCAACUCCAACUCGUCCAAGCAGCACCAGGACUUCAACAUCCGCCAGGGCUCCAGUUCUCCUCCGACGCUCAAGAAAGAACUCAUGGACUUGGAGAGCAGCAAGCUCAAGAGUCGACUGGAUCAAAUCCCCAAGAGCAUGUUGGCCGGCCUGGACAUGGCCGCCUCGGGCUUCAUGUCCAGUCUCUUCGGCCCGAAGCGCGGCGGCGGCGUCGACGACGACAAGAACCGGAUGCCCGGCGGACUGCCUCCGGGAUGCCGCCCCGGUGAACAAGAGAACCUCUACGCCGGGCUCUGGAUCCCCGGAGUGGGCAGUCCUCGUGGAACCCCGCCUGGGUUCCCCAUGGGCCUCGCAUCGGGCUUUCCGCCGGGGUUCCAGCCGCCUCUCCCGUCGCCCACCGGCGGCAAUGGGUGCUCUUUCGCCGGAAAACUACCCGGGAUGGGCGUCGGGAUGCUGCCAGGAUUAGGCUCCCAGCCGCCUUCCACAUCGAGUCCCGGCAAGACCAGCGGCGGCGGGUCUUCCGCCGUCGGGUCCUGGCGACCCAUGCCUCAUUCCCAAAGCGGCGGCGGCGGGCCCGGCGCCGUGUCGCUGCACAGCAGAAUGGGUCGUCCUAGCCCCACGACUUCGUUGCAGAGCGGAACACUGACGUCGACGGCCACGCCGAUCCCGCGCAAAGACCGCGGACGGAACGACACCUGCGAGUACUGCGGCAAGGUGUUCAAGAACUGCUCAAACCUCACGGUCCAUCGUCGUUCGCACACGGGCGAGAAGCCGUACAAGUGCGAGUUGUGCUCUUAUGCCUGCGCACAGAGCUCCAAGCUCACGCGCCAUAUGAAGACGCACGGCCGCCUCGGCAAGGACGUGUACCGCUGCCGGUUCUGCUACAUGCCCUUCUCCGUGGCGUCCACGCUCGAGAAGCACAUGCGCAAAUGCGUCACGAACCAGAACAAGAAGUUCAAGUCGGUCCAGCGACACCACGCAGUGUCGCGUCCCUCGCCGACGACGGCGUCCCAACAGCCUCCGCAUCCGCCGCCACCCGGGGCCCUCAUGCAAGACUUCAAGGGCCUGUUGCCCGGGGCGCCGGGACUCGGAGACCCCCUCGCUGCCGCCGCCGCGGGUCUCAUCUCCCCGUCGCUGUUCUCGCCGCCGUUUCUCGGCGGGACGCCGACGACCGGGGGCCUGGGCUCGCCGUUCCAGCUCACGUCGUCCGCGUCCAUGGUGCCGUUGUUGAUGGACAAACGGCCGUCUCCGAGCGGCGUGGUGGCGGCGGACAAGUUGCUGCCUCUGCCCCAGCUGAAUCCUAUCGGGGCAGCCCAGAACCCGCUCAACGGGCCUCUCGUCGACGAGGACACCAGGAAGUCGUCCGAGGAAAGCGACGUCGGCGAGGACACGUCCGAGUCCCUGGACCCCGUGGACGUCGACGUCGGGGACAAGCAGCAGCAGCAGGAGCCCGCCGUGACCGGGUUGCCUGCGGACUCGUUCGGGUCCCCGCACAAGGGUCUGGGUUCGUCCCCGCAGCUCCAAGAGCCGCUCAGCGCCUCAUGACUGCCUGCGACGGGUUUUGUGGGCAAGCCGGGCAGUGGGUUGAGCUGGACUCAGCCGCUGAACGGCCUGCACGCGAGCCUUGCCAAACCAGCGCUGUCGUUGUUCCCGCGGCCAUUUCCGUGGUGGCUCGGGGGCGGCGGCUGUGGCAAUAACUACAACAACAACAGCAACAACAACAACCACGUAGACGAUGACGACGACGACGACAGCAGCCUUCCUACUUUCAUGUCGUGAGCGCGAAAUACCGAACGUGUCCUCCUAUACUUUCACCACCGAAAACCGACCGCGAGCGAACAUCGUGUGAGAUGCUGUAGAACCGAACGAAACCUCCGCAACGUCCGGAAACAGUCAGUUGCUUGGAAGCCGGAAUGAUCGCCACGGCCGUCUUUGUGUUUUUUUCCACGUUUCCGGCAGAGGAACGUUGGCCAGGCUGUUGAGGGAGGAGUUUUCUAAUUUUCUAGUUUGAAAGAAAGGUUUCACAUCAGAAGCAAUAACGCGCUUGGGGUUCUCGAUUAUAGCUUUCUGGCGGAGAAUUUCCCCCCCGCGAGCCGUCUCUUGAUUUCCAAAAUCGGGGAAAAUCUAUACGUUUCGCGAAAGUGUCAUGGUCGCUGGCGAGGGGUGGGAAAAGCGGUUUUUUUCCUUUUGUUUCUCUCUUCGAACAUUCCUAGAGUUCUUGGAGGCGAGUAGUUGCGUUGCACACAAAUCGUCAUUGAGUAAUUCCUCGAGUGUCCAGAGUUGUAAAUUCCUUGACGUUGUCCACGCAUAUCAGCCGCGGUCAGCUGCCCGAAUGCGUUCGAAACCCUGUCGCAGAGCUGAACGCAGAGCCGGCAUUAUAGAGUUGCUUUCGAUGUAAAUAAAAUUCCCUGUUUUUUUUUUUGUGGAGCGGGAAACAUUUUAUUCAACCCAGCUGAAAAAGUUGGAAGGAUAUAAAUGGUGCUAGAGGACCCCGGACAUGGUUGAAGAAAUUCUUGUUGAAUCGCAGCUAGGGGUUCUGUGUGAAUUUUCGUUGGGGCCUUUCCAUUUUUUUUUCUUCGUUUGUGAAGAAAUCGUGCUCUCGGUCGAGGAUGGGUGUCCAGGCAGCGCGUGCUUCCUUGGCGUCAUUUGAGAAAAGGGGUUUUUGAGGAUGCAAGUGGUGAUGUUCUUUUUUAUGAUGCCACUUUCUUCUCCUUUUGUCCCUCGGAGCUGCUGCACAUCCGAUCGAGAACUUCAUAGUAACUCGGUGUGUCGAGGUUUGUUUUGUUUUGAUUUUGUUUUCGUUCGACUCGUCGUUUUCCAGGUGUAUCUGAUAUUGCGGUGAUGUGCUCUUGGUCAAGUCGGGUUAUCGUGGAUGCGCGGCGAAGGCGAAGAGCAGCGAAAUUUGAUUUGUUAAAAUAGUGCUGUUAUCUUAUUGGCUUUGUUUUUGUUGGAAUCAAUCCUCGUGUGAGCUUGGCCUGUCAAUGAGAGCAUUUUUUAAAUCGAGGGUUUCCCGAGCAAUUGAGAAAAGGAAACCCGUUGAAGCAAGAUGGACGACGUAUUUUGGGAGAAUACGCUCUUAUACGAGCAUUCGGAACUGGGGAAACAAUUGCUCCUCUAUUUUUGCAUACGCUAUGCAGUCAAACAUUCAAUCUGGCGAUCUCUUUGUUCAUUCAAAAAUCUAGACGAGAAAUGAUAUUGGGUAUAGGUUUUUCGAGCAUUAACUGAUCUUAGUUGUGAUUGUUGGCUGGGACAAGUGUUUUCAUUCUCUCAGAAAUCUAGAUUUAUACAAAGGAAUGAACUGAGAACAUUCAAUAGAGCAGGCUGCCCGACGCCGAUAAAUUUUCUGGAUCAUUGCGAAGGAUAGCCAGGAGAUUCGUGUCUCUUGUGUGAUCUUUCCCUGCGGCGGUCGCCGACUCGUCUGGUGUGGAGCAUUUUGUCCUCUUUGUGCCGUUGAUUGUUGCCAUUGAUUGUUAUGACAAUGUAAUGCUCGUGGGCGUUGAAUAUUCCUCUCCUUUUCCUUGUCUCUCCCUGUCCGUGUUGAGCAUGUAUGACGAGGGCAUGUGGCAAUUGACAGAAGUAGGACGAAGUCAGAAAAAAAACCCCUCGAUCCCCGUGUUAAGUGUUGGGAGAGUGGGAAACGUUGUCCUGCUUACAUUUUUAUGGGUGCUUUUGGUUUGCCGCAGUUUCUCGGUUCUUUAUUUUAUUUGUUUUCCUCAUCGCGACGAGGCGUCCUGGUUCUUGAAGUCGUGUCCUGUGUUGAGCAGUGGAUUGUGAGUGGCAAGCAGAUUUGACGCGGAUUUUCUUUGAUCCAAAUCUUUUGUGUUCACCCCUUUUUUUCGGAUGUGCUUGUUUCUGUGUUUUCCCGCGCACCGACGUCCACUUCUAUGCAACCUUCCCCAACCCCCAAAGUUACCUGCUCAAUUUCACACGGAUUUGCAUCACGACCUCCGCGUAUGUAGUCAUGGAGUGUAACGCUUUCUUCUGGUCAUGGUG
Molecule: messenger RNA, 5268 nt
Organism: Notodromas monacha
Lineage: Eukaryota; Metazoa; Arthropoda; Ostracoda; Podocopida; Cyprididae
Source: the annotation of a GenBank genome assembly